Messenger RNA from Corticium candelabrum, 3604 nucleotides. Its product is annotated as zinc finger MYM-type protein 1-like. NCBI's taxonomy places the organism in Eukaryota, Metazoa, Porifera, Homoscleromorpha, Homosclerophorida, Plakinidae. Bases 882 to 3341 code for a protein of 819 amino acids. The record is from RefSeq and is a predicted model, not a curated record. The transcript is spliced from 2 exons. Gene Ontology annotation, molecular function: protein dimerization activity.
ACGCAACUCGCUUCACAAGUUGAUAAUAGCAGAAAGACCUCCGACGCCAACGAACUUAGGUGUACGUGUACAGCACUGUACACCAUACAUGAUGCUGAACAUACACUCAGUGCGAUGUGAUGCGCGCUACAACGUACGGGUACGCUUGAACACGUGCUAUGUAACGCACACUAAGAGUCUAUGGUGACAUUUAACGGGCAUCAAAAAAAUUCGCCACGCGUUGGCACCAAUCCUCUUACAGCCUUCUGCCACACAUGCGUAAAGGAAUGCAAGAAGAAGAAGCUUUUAUCCUCCGGAAAAACCUGGAACCCCUCCUUCAUUACUAGAACUUUCUGUAAUUGGAAGGAUCUGAACACAGAUUGACUGCAUUUGGUGUUUUCAGUGUUAUUGACUCAUAAUUAAUUAAGGUUAGACUAAAUCAGCAGUACGUGUGCGUUUCAGCUAGAGCUAAUAGAAAAUUUGAUUAUUCACGCCAACUGGUGUUUGUGAGUACCUGUACACGCCCAGUCAACCAACUCCUAGCGUGCGCUAAGCCACACCCUCUAACGCAAGCUAGGCCGCUCCACUUUCAAGUUCUUUCUUCCGUCCGGCCUAUUAUUUUAACCUAGCCGUAUAUGGUGUUAAUUAAUACAAAUAACGGUAGUCUAAAUGGUUAAUAAUUGUGGGACCUUCAAGGGCGUCACGUCUUAGGGGCUAGAGAGGGCGCUAGCCCCCCCACUUUUUUAGGGCGUGGCUUGCUAUAUUUUGAGUCAAUUCUAUUUUCAACGUUAAUUAAACAGAAGUGUAGCUUGUCUUUAGCUAAAUUAGCUGAUUCAGCAUAGAUGUAGUACUGCUAUGAAGGACUGCCUGGAAAUCGAGGCUAAAGCACCCGGAUACGGAAAAUGUCAGCGGGAGACAGCUGUCACAGCAGCAGCUCUGUCAGCCUCAGCAGCGACAAGAACACAAAGCGGAAAGGACAGAAACUCCUUACCACCUUUCUAAGAUCAAGAACUUCCCUGCAGCCAGAGUCGUCUCACUCCAAGUCUUUGUCAUCUUUUUGUACGUCAAGGUUCGACGAUACAGCUAGUUCUAUCGUGACUGUGACUGUCUCUACUAGUACUACUGCUAGUGAAUCUGGCCCGAAAGAUUCUGUGUGUCAUGCGUUUGAUCCUUGCCGAGGUCCAACUGCUUGUUCUGUGACCAAUGGCCCGUAUCAACCUUGUGCAAAAGAACUGCCGCAUGGGAAAUUUCCUCAGACGAAAUCUGGCACUUGUAAUAGGUCCUUUCAACCACACUGGUACACACAAUUUUGCUGGCUUGAGUACAGCCUUGCAGCGGAUUCCGCGUUCUGCUUUCCUUGUCGGCUGACAGUAAAGCAUAACCUGGAUAAACAAGGUUGUCCAGACCAAGCGUUCGUGAGUAGAGGUUUCAGGAAGUGGAAGUCAGCAGUAGCUGACAUGAGGCGUCACGAGGAAUCUUUGAGUCAUAUUUCAAAUGUUGGAGUGUGGAAGAAUAGCCAACAGCAGGAUGCAACCAGAGGAAGUGUUAUGCAACAGUUGAGUACAGCCUACCAGACACAAGUAGAGCUGAACAGACGCAAUUUACGUAAAAUUUUUGAAGUAAUUUUUUUAAUGGGAAGACAAAACAUCCCAUUGAGAGGCCACGAUGAAUCUAAAGAUUCUCACAACAGAGGAAAUCUGCUGGAAUUUCUUGAAUAUCUGUCACGGUACUGCCCUGACUUAAAACGCCAUUUGGAAGGAAACUUUCACUACGUAAGCCCCAAAAGCCAAAACGACAUGUUGAAACUCAUUGCAUCUAACAUUCAGAAGAGAAUUACGACAGCUGUCAAACACUGCGGCUUCUUUGGACUAAUAUGUGACGAGUCACAAGACAUAUCAAGGGUAGAACAAAUGUCUGUCAAUGUAAGGUUUGUAACAGACAGCCUGAAUGUAGAGGAGAGGUUUCUUGGAUUUUGGCCUUUAAAAGGUACUGACGGAGAAAGUCUGUUUCAGCAACUGACGCAAGUUUUGCUUGAGACGGGCCUAUCAAUGUCUAUGGUACGGGCACAGUGUUAUGAUGGAGCGUCAAGCAUGUGCGGGAAGCACUCAGGUUUAGCUACCAGGCUUCAGGAGGUCGAGAAGAAAGCUGGAUAUGUGCAUUGCCAUGCCCACAGAUUGAACCUCAGUCUUCAAAACAGCUGCGAGAACGUUACAGAUGUGCGAAACGUUCUAGGUGCUGUUUCCAGUCUCUAUAAUUUACUUGAAGGAUCAGCCAAGAGACAUGAAAAGUUUCAAGAUGUGCAACGAAGACAGAACGAAGGAAAGGGCCCGCAAGCAGUACUCCAACGACCAUGUCAUACUAGGUGGGGUUCCAGGCACGCAGCAGUCCAUACUGUUAGGCAACAGUUUGCAUCAAUUCUGAUUGCUCUGGACGAACUCUCUGACGAUGCUGCGAUCGGAAGUGAAGCUCACUGUUUACUGACUGUUGUAUCUUCAUUCAAUUUUCUCUUCUAUGUGUCCGUUCUAGACACUCUACUAGGAUUAAUCUCUCAUCUAUCCCAGUACCUGCAGGGAGAGAACGUAGAUCUUCAGGCAGCAAAAAGAUCAGCUGAUAGCGUCAUUGCUACUCUACAAAGUUUCAGAACAAAUGAAAGUUUUGAGAAUUUCUGGCAGUCAUCGGAGAAAGAGAGUAAAGCAAAAAACCUGACUCCACCAGCUCUCCUUCGAGCUCGUCGACCUUCUCACCGAAUUGACGAACGAAGCACGACCCAAUAUCAGCCACUGUCACCAAAAGAACGUUAUCGACAAGCAUAUUAUGAAUUAUUGGAUAUCAUGGUAUCAGACCUAACUCGACGCUUUUGUAGCAAAGAUUACCGUGUGUUCUGUGGAAUUGAGAAGUUGUUGUCCGAGUCAGUCUCGUUAUCGGCGCCAGAUCAGUCGCUUGUGAGUGAGAUAUUACACUUUUACACAGGUGACUUUGACAACACUCAGUUCACGUCUGAAAUAAGAGUAUUUUACAAUUAUUCUAAACUGCACUUUUCUAAAGACGUUGUGGAGACCGGCAACAUAGGUGCUCUUGCUCGUCAGUUUGUUUCUCUCCGUUGCACAGAAUUGUUUCCCCAAGUCUUCAAACUGUUCAAGUUGUUUCUCUGCAUUCCUGCUACAUCUUCAACUGCAGAGCGGUCGUUUUCUGCUCUAAGGCGACUAAAAUCAUGGCUGCGAACUAGGAUGGCUGACGAGCGCCUCCGGUCCCUUGCUCUGAUGUGCUUCGAAUGCGACAUUGCUAAGGAACUGGAGAGUAAUAUUGAUGAUCUUGUUUCACAAUUUGGUGCUCUUUGUGACAGACGUCUUUCUCUACAAUAGUUAGUAAACUUUUUGUAAUGUUGAUAUUAAAAAGAAUUUAAUAUAUAUGACGCCAUGAAUUACGUCACAUAUCUCAGCUUCAAAUUUGCGCCCCCCCACUUUUGGGACCCAUGUGACGCCCUUGGGACCUUUCGUAGGUUUCAAGUGGUACGGUAAUAGAUUCUAUGUCUAUCAUAUUGUAGUUUAGUACCUUUGAUUCAGCCAUGGCCAAAUGCGGCCCCUGGGCAUUUUUUGUGGCCCUCAGACACUCCCCUUUCUAAAGA